AUGUGGGCUUGUCAACAAGAGGAGCAGUUCCUCGAGGAGCAGGCCCAGGGCCGCUUUCUCACCGCCCGACAACGAAAGGCCCUGCAAAAGAAAGGCGGCUUUCGGCGUCAGCCAUCGAAACCCAGUUUCAUCAUCCCAGACUUCACACCGAAGCUGGCCCAGGUGUCAGCAGAUGUCACCCACGACGCCCGCCCAACCUUCGAAGGACUUCCCACGGAUCUCCGACAGCACAUCUUUCGCUUGGCUGAGCAAGAUGUCGUACUCAGCGAGCAAAAUUGGAAGACGAGGGAGCGAACAGCUUACGGUUCUCUCAAAUUAGUCUCAAAACAAUUCUAUCACGACCUGCAAGACAUGCGCUGGCAGUCAAAUCGGGUCCGACGAAACCAGCUUGCCUAUCUGCUUCGGCUCCCCUUCUUCACCGGCGACUUCGAUCUCACACGGCCUGACCGCAUGUCACCUCUUUUCAAGAAGUUUCAAUCGCUCUCGCUUGAACUUCCCUUCAAUACCGACACAGUCCUUCUCAAUAGCCUGACUCUCGCGCUUCUCUCUUUGCCACUCAAAGAUCUCAGGCUUUUCUUCACCGGCUGCGACACUCAUGGCACAGAAACCAGACUUCAAUAUUGCGGCAUUAGAUCCUUCGACUAUAGUGGCAAACUUCCGGCAAGUGGUCAGGGCUUCCGUCGCAGAGCUUUGCUGCUAAACACACUGAGUCGGCUGACCCAGCUUGAGACGCUUGUGGUAUCAAAUGCAAACAUGCCACUCACGUAUAGCCAGGUCGUCAACAAUAAGGCCAAUCUGACUCGCCUUGCGCUCUGCUGCGACCCAAGGACAACCGCUACGGACGGCUGGGCUGCAGCUCUAAACGAUACAUCAGAUCCAGAUCUGCGAUACGCCGCUACGGGUACAAAUGCGGAUAUCGACAGUGAAGUGAUGCCGCCGGAUCUUCGAGAACUAGAGAUCACUGCGAAUGCAAUGGCGUUGACAUCACGACUUGUCAGAAGGGCGAUGCACAGCCUCGAGAAGCUCACAUGA
Molecule: messenger RNA, 1032 nt
Organism: Cyphellophora attinorum
Lineage: Eukaryota; Fungi; Ascomycota; Eurotiomycetes; Chaetothyriales; Cyphellophoraceae
Exons: 1
Coding region: 1-1032 (343 amino acids)
Source: RefSeq, a predicted model, not a curated record